AUGGCCCUCUGCAGCAAGCGCCCCUCCUUGCUCCCCGGCCUGCUCUCGUCCUACGGCCGCUGGCCGCCGCCGGCCCAGGCGGCCGUCGCUGCGUACGCGCGCUCCCUCACGCGCGCGCUCGCCGCGGGGCCGCUGCCGCCCGAGCUCGUGCGGGCCGUGGCCGACCCCGCGCCGGGCGCGCGGCCGCUGCUGCUGGUGAUGCUGCACGCGCUGGCGGACCUAAAAACACCGCCCCCCAAGCUGGUGGCGGCGGCGGUCGACCAUUGGAAGCGAUCGGGAGACGUCGCCCUCGUCGCCCCCUUGGUCGGCGGCAUGCACCGCAGCGACACCCAUAAGCUGCUGCCCCGCCUCUUGGAGCUAGACCCGCCUGAGCUGCGUCGCCUGUACCGCCGCCUCACCGGCUACGCGGCGCCCGACGCGGCCGCCCAGCAGCAGCAGCAGCAGCAGCAGCAGCAGCAGCAGCAGCCGCCGCACUUUGGGGCCGCGGAGCUGCUCGUGCGGCUGCACGCGCUCACGCCGGCGCGGGACGGCGUGAGCAACCGGCGGCUGAUUGCGGCGAUAGAGACGGCGCUGCACUCGCCAGAGGUCUUCAAGCAGGAGGUCGUCGCCGCGGCGCUGCAGCAGCUUGAGGGCCAGUCCCCGCUGCCGCACCUGUUCAUGCGCACGGUCAUCGUGGCGCUUGCAACGCACCCCAAGCUAAUGGCGUCUAUUCUCGGCCUCCUCACAAACAUGAUCAACAGAGAGGUCUGGGAGGGGCCCCAGUGGAAGGGCUUCCUCAUGGCCAUCGCCAAGGCGGCACCUUACUCAUACGACGUCCUGCUGCAGCUGCCCGCCCACGCCUUGGACAAGGCCCUGUCCGGCUCAACCUCGGACCACUGGCCGAAGCUGGCCGCCCACGUGGCCAGCAGGGGCGUGAAGGUGCCGAUCUUCCAGCCCGUGAGAGACGUGGUUUCGCGGUACGCGCAGCGGGCGCAGGACGAGCUGCGGGCCAAGCUGGCAGCCGCAGAGGCGGCGAAGAAAGCAAAAGAGGACGAGCGGCAGAAAGCAGCGGCGGCGGCGGCAGCGGCGGCGGCCGCGGAGGGGGGCGGCGACGCAGCCGAGGCGGCCUCUGCGGAGCAGCCGCAGGGCGCAGCAGGAGCGGCGGAAGAAGGCGGGGACGAAGAUUGGACGCUGGAAGAGGAUGACUGA
Messenger RNA from Monoraphidium neglectum, 1188 nucleotides. RefSeq lists its product as hypothetical. The record is from RefSeq and is a predicted model, not a curated record. Gene Ontology annotation, cellular component: mRNA cleavage and polyadenylation specificity factor complex. Bases 1 to 1188 code for a protein of 395 amino acids. The transcript has 4 exons. Lineage: Eukaryota; Viridiplantae; Chlorophyta; Chlorophyceae; Sphaeropleales; Selenastraceae.